UCGGCUAUCUAUUCUAUCUAUAGCAUCUAUGCUGGUUAUCAGCUGUCACUUUCAAAGCAGAAUAAAAAUUGAUAAAGUAGUUGCCGUCAUUGAGUUAUUAAUAAUUUUGUUCUGAAUAGAUCGAUUUUUGAUUAAUCUUUUAGUUCCAUGUAGACGACAAUUUUCUAGGCUCAAUUCAGAACCGCCUAUCCGCCUCAGUAUUAAAUAGUACUUGAUAAAGGAAUCCGUUGAUAAACAAUAAGAAGAAACAAUGUUGUCUACGCUGAGAAUCUCGUAUAAAAAUCCCAAUAAGAUGACUCUCCUAUGCUGUGCAACUUGCCAGAACUAUCGAAAUUCAUCAAAUAAAGUCGGGCCAUCAGACCUGAACGACCAGUACAUCCAGAAAAGCAUAGUGCCAACUUUGCACUUCCAAAAAUCCCUUCCUCGUCUACCGGUGCCAAAACUGAGCGACACUUGUAACCGCUACCUCAGGGCACAGAAACCGAUUCUGAGUGAGGACGAUUACUCGAAAACGGAGAGACUUGUGCGAGAUUUCGAGAAGAACGACGGAGCGAGACUGCAGAAGGAACUGAAGGACCAGGAUGCCAAAAAUAACCACACCAGUUACAUAUCGAAGCCUUGGUUUGACAUGUACCUCACUGACAGGUCUCCAUUGCCGAUAAACUAUAACCCGUUUCUAGUGUUCACCAAUAAUGAGGACUCUCGGUACAAUGAUCAGCUCCUGAGAGCUACUAAUCUUGUAGUGUCUUCUGUGAGGUUUCUCAGAUCUUUGAGAGAGAACCUUCUGGAGCCUGAAGUGUUCCACUUGAAUCCGAAAAAGAGUGACACUGAGUUCUUCAGAAAAUUCACUCGCGCCCUGCCUUCUGCCAUCAGUUGGUAUGGCGCUUAUCUCAUGAAGGCCUAUCCACUGGACAUGUCACAGUACAAUAAUCUUUUUAAUGCAACAAGAAUUCCAAGUCAAGGCAAAGAUUACCUGUACCAAGAUGUUACCAAGAGGCAUAUUGUCGUUUUGAGGAAAGGACACUUCUAUACCUUUGACAUCAUUGAUAAUAAUGGUAACUACGUUGACCCCUCUCUGAUCUACAACAGCUUCGAACACAUCCUCGCACAAGAACCGUCAGAGAGUCCACUGGGCGUUCUGACCACCCUGGAGCGUGACCGCUGGGCGAACGCGCGAGAACGCCUGCUGGAAGCGGGGAACGCGGAGCAGUUACAAGCGGUCGACAGCGCGCUGUUCGCGGUCUGUCUGGAUGACCGCCCGACCGCCGACGAGCAUGUGCCUGUGGUCAGGGAGUUCUUGCAUUCCGAUGGUCUCAACAGGUCAGUUCGUGUUAUUUGUCUCAUAAUCAAAUACUUACUUCUGCUUCUACCUUUUGCUCAUGAGCAAAACCUUAUGCUCCUUGCUCUUGCUCAUGAGCAUUUGCUCUGGUUUUAUUCAUAUGGGCCAGUGUGUCAUGCACUUUUGGAUUGCUGGAUAUCUCGUUUUGGUUUCCCAGAAACUGUGACAACAGAUCGCGGGACACAAUUCACUUCCAACCUCUUCAACACAUUCGCCAAGCUAUUUGGGAUUCGACUCAGAAGUACAACAAGUUGGCAUCCUUCAUCAAACGAUUUCAAACUGAAUGACGGUAUCAAGAAGGAUGUGAAUGAAGCCAAAGAGCUGUACAAUAAGUUUACCAACUCCCUCGAUGUGGGAUUGUACGAAUUUAAAACUUUUGGUCGCAAUUUGUGCAAAACUCAUCGUAUCAGUCCUGACUGUGUGAUGCAGCUGGCGUUCCAGUUAGCUCACGAUAAAUUAGCGAGGAAGCAUGUGGCUACUUACGAGUCUUGCAGUACUGCUGCCUUCAAACAUGGACGCACUGAAACAAUGAGACCUUGCACCAUUGAAGCUGUGAAAUUCUGUGAUCUAUUGAGUCAAAAGAAGCAGUCUGAUGUGGAAACUAUCAGAAAAGUAAUUGCCGAGUGUUCCAAAGUUCAUUCUGAUUUGGUCAAGGAUGCUGCCAUGGGCCAAGGUUUCGACCGACACUUGUUCGCCCUAAAUACUCUUGCAAAGAAGAACGGCAUGAAGGUGGACCUGUUCGAGGACCCUGCCUAUACGAAAAUAAACCGCAACAUUCUCUCAACCUCCACUCUGUCCUCUGAAGUGGUGCACCUGGGGGCGUUCGGACCUGUUGUCAGCAACGGUUAUGGCAUUGCGUACUCUAUCUGGAAUGACAGGCUAGGUGCAAUAGUUACAAACUAUAAAGAGCACACAGAUGGCACUGGCUUUAUAACUUGUUUGGAAGAGGCUUUGAACGAUUUGUACAAGAUUUUGAAAUAAUGGAAAUUUGGUGGAAGCACACGAAAAAAAAUCCAACCAGGCACACUUCUGAGCCGCGCCAGUCUGGAAAAUAUUCUGAAAUAAACUGAUCAGGCUUUAUGCUAGAUAAAGUAUCAGGACCAGAAAAUAUCCAGAGCUAAACACAGUACAAUGAUGGCUGCAAGCUAAAAGAAGUAUCAGGACCAGAAAAUAUCCAGAGCUAAACACAGUACAAUGAUGGCUGCAAGCUAAAAGAAGUAUCAGGACCAGAAAAUAUCCAGAGCUAAACACAGUACAAUGAUGGCUGAAAGCUAAAAGAAGUAUCAGGACCAGAAAAUAUCCAGAGCUAAACACAGUACAAUGAUGGCUGCAAGCUGAAAGAAGUAUCAGGACCAGAAAAUAUCCAGAGCUAAACACAGUACAAUGAUGGCUGCAAGCUAAAAGAAGUAUCAGGACCAGAAAAUAUCCAGAGCUAAACACAGUACAAUGAUGGCUGCAAGCUAAAAGAAGUAUCAGGACCAGAAAAUAUCCAGAGCUAAACACAGUACAAUGAUGGCUGCAAGCUGAAAGAAGUGUCAGGACCACAGAUAACGAAAACUGUAGAAAAUUACGGAAAAUAAUUAGAUCUUAAUAGGGGAAAAUAAUUCUAGAUGAAUAGGGGGAAAUAGCUGAAAGAAGUAUUAGGACGACCGACUACUAAAAUACCAUCUGAUGGGGAACUAACUCAACACUCGAGAUCUGAAACUGUUAUUGAUAAAUCUUUGAGUAAUUGACAACAUAUUUGUCCCGGUUUCCAGGACACUUAUUAAAUCGAAUAUAGAUUUGAUGAUCCAUCAGAUUUAAUAAGUGUCCAAGAAACUGGGCCCAAGAAACUUGGAUUAAUCUUCAAUCAAAACUUUUCUAUAUUAAAAGAAAAUCAUACAAUAUACGGAAGAAAUUUGGAGUAAUCUAUCAUCAAAACAAAACAGUAUGAUAGAGUAUAACCAGACAAUUGAUACUUACGCUAUAUUUUCUCUAUGGUAUAACAGUAGGCCUAUGAUCUUCUUUAAUUUGAUAUGAGUAGUAUGAAAUAAUAUUUCAAUUGAACGGAAUUCAUUUUCGGUUGAAUAAAAACUAGAAUCUAGUGACUAGCAAAUAUACUCCGUACAAAAUUACUUCUGACUUGGGAGGGAUACGCGCAGCAGAUAAGGAAUACAGAGGUACGAAUACAACGGCGGUGAUGUUGCCGUUCUGAACCGGCCAGCAUUUUCUAAUUUCUAGUGAGUAUUCAAGAGCUCAUGUUAAAUUUACGGAGUUUCCUCUCCGAAAGCCUUCAGUCGAUUCGAUCGACAAAUUGGCAACUGCGCUUCUACCUAUGACUCUAUUCAUCACAGUAAUUGGCUGAUCUCCCUCCAUUUCUCUGGGCCGUAUAUUCCUCCAAAAGGUCACAAGUUAUUUUGUACUGAGUAUAGUCAUUGGUUCUGGCUAUACAAAUAAUACAGAUGACUCGAAUCCUAGCAUUUGCUCGAAAAUUACUUAACUAGCAAUUACUAGCUGCUAUUGACCUUGAGUUUUCGAUUAUUCAAAGAUUUAUUUGUACCUAAUAGACCAAUACAUUCUGACUGGAUGAACAAAUACAAGGUAUUAAUCACAUCAAUAUGAUUUAUUAUUUAUCUUCUUAUAGGAUUUAAAUCUCACUGAUUCAGUAUAUAUUGUAAGUUACUGUAUUAUUUUAAAUUUUGCCAAUUUUUUAUUCUACAAUAGUAUUAAGUUAUUAGUAAGACUCAAAACAAACAUCGAUUUAAUUUCCCGGGCUGACAAAUAAUUUGUGUAUAGUAGCGCUCAUCGAAUUUCCAUCUAGCUGUUUACCCUGUUGUCAAUAUUUGCAGUAGCAGUCUUCGAGGUGAUUUACAUCAUUUAAUUGGGAUUUCGUUUAAUAAUGAUUAUCGCUUUAAUUCAUUAAUAUCAUUUUACCGUAUUCAAAUAUUAAAGUAUUUAUUAUUAUAAUUUAAAUAUACCUAAGACUCCAAAUGAAGUAUUGAAUAUAGAAAUCAUUUAUCGACUGAAACAUUUUAUAACUACAAUCAAUAUUCCUGGAGGAUUUUUUUUGGAUGAUUACCCACGUGAGCUUACAGCUUGUGCGUGAGUAAUGGAAAGUUUAGAAGGUAAGAGGUGACUUACAGGUGAAAGUCACAAACGUGACUGAAUAUGUGAAUAAUACCCAUUGCUUUUUCCAAGACUGGAAUUUUCUUGAUGAUUAAUUUACAACAGUAUGUUAACCUACUUAAACAUUUGCAAGAAUAUAAACAAAGUAUUAUCUCAUUCGCUGUAGAUUCUAUUCAACUGACGAAUAUCAAAUAACUUUAUCAUACCUACAGAUUCAAUGUAUUAAUUUCAUCAUUCCUCGAUCAUUUUAAAAAUGAAAUGGUUUUCUGAUUUCUCAUCAAUUAUUAUGCCAGCUUGUAUCAGGUUCAUAUCCAAUGUAGAAGAUCCUAAUCGAUAAAUAUACGUUUUUACUAACAUUUGUUAACUUUUAUUUCUGUAAUUAUUAUUCUAUUAUGCAAUCUAUAUUAUCAAUUUAGAUUGAAAGAAAUCAUUACAAAUCCAUCUCAUUUUUCAAUUAAUUCAAAAAUUCAAAUUGAUUUAGAAUAUAAAUAGUUUAAUUCUAUUGUCAUCUCAUGUGGAACAAGAACUGAUAUAGACUUGAUCAGCACCUCCUAAAUAUUAUUUAGGAGGUCCUGACUUGAUCUUCAAGUCAGUUUGGAGAGCAUUAUCAUCCAUUCUUUCAAUUUUAUACAAAGAGAAUAUUAUAGAAUCAAUUGAAAUAACAGUCAAUUAAAUACAGAACUAGGACCAAUUCAUUUCCCACUGCCAGCAUAUUGAAAUGUUAGCAUAGCUUCAAUAUCACUGUAUUUCAAGACUGCAUAACUAGAUACCGUAUGACAUGUAUUAUCUUUCCCAGUGAGUUUCGUAUUAUUGAAUGUUUAAAACUCCUCAGUAUUGAAGCUUGAUCAUAAUUCUCUCGUAUUUUUAUUAGCAAUUAUUUGAAAACUCAUCGAAUUCUCUUUUAAAUGUAUUAUUCAUUUUAUCUUACUGUGCCUCGUUUUAUCACUGUACUCUAUGCUUCAAGUUAUUAUUUAUUAAUAUAUUAUAUUUUUUCAACAAAGUAGCAUUUUACUAUAGUUUUUUUUGUUAUUAUAUUAUUUUAAAGCAGCCAUCACAUAAAUCCUCCGUUUUACCUUAUGUGGCGCUUUGUGUUUUAAUUUUUCUUUUAUUAUACUUUGUUUUAUCACCGUAUUCAGUGCUCCAAGUUAUUAUAUUUUUUCAACAAAAUAGCAUUUUACAAUAUUAUUUUUUAUGUUAUAUUAUUUUUAUAUUCUAAUAGCCAUUGUAUAAAUCCUCCGUUUUACCUUGUGGCUCUUUCUGUGCUUUAUUUUUAAUAGAUAUUGUGCUGUAUACUAUUUUAGAAUAAUUUUAGUUGCUCAGGUUAUUGGUAUAUUUUUAAAAUUUAGGUUUUUAAUGUGCUCAGUUGUUAUAUGUUGUCCAAAUAAAUAUAUUUUAAUAAUGUUGAAAA
Messenger RNA from Nilaparvata lugens (brown planthopper), 5852 nucleotides. It is a transcript of the gene CPT2, whose product is annotated as carnitine O-palmitoyltransferase 2, mitochondrial. Gene Ontology annotation, cellular component: mitochondrion. Lineage: Eukaryota; Metazoa; Arthropoda; Insecta; Hemiptera; Delphacidae. Gene Ontology annotation, biological process: fatty acid beta-oxidation; DNA integration. Gene Ontology annotation, molecular function: carnitine O-palmitoyltransferase activity. The record is from RefSeq and is a predicted model, not a curated record.